AUGACUGAAUACAACCAAAUCGUUCUGUUGAGAGGUUUAGAGAAUAUGAAUGAUUAUGAAAUUGCAACAGUUAAGUCCUUACUGGCCAAUGAUUUACAACUGACAAGAAAAAUGCAAGAUGAGUAUAACAGAAUUAAGAUUUCUGAUUUGAUGGCAGAAAAGUUCCCAGGUGCUGCCUGUGUGGACAAAUUAAUGGAACUGGUCAAAGAUAUAGACUCCCUUAAAAGCCUUGCUGACAAGCUUCGGAAAGAGAAGUUAAAAGUUGCUAGGAAAAUCAAAGCAAAAUAAAGAAGUACAGUGAAAAAGAGGAAUCAUGAAGAAGUGAGUCCUGCUACACCUGCACCCACCACAAGUAGUGCUCUGACAUCCAAAGGAGCAAAGAAGACUCUUAUACCUCAGAAAAGAAAAAUCACACCCCAAGAAAGCACUGAAGCCAAAAGGAAUAAGGCAUCGCAAGAGCAGAGUCAGCCUCCCUUUCCUCCAAGACCCAGCAUACCUGCAGCAACAGGCCCUCCCUUACCUCCCCAGAUAUCAUCAUCAACUCCAUCCAACACUUCCUUGACUCAGAAUCAGAAAACUCAGGCCCAACCUCAGGUGGCUACCAGAAGAAAUGUUCUCCAAAAAGGCCAAAUAACAGUGAUGGUACUGAAAGCAACACAGCCAUUUGAAUAUGGGUCCCCUGAGGAAGGAAAAAACAAAAUGUUUCAUGCUACAGUGGCUAGUAAGAGUCAGUUUUUCCAAGUGAAGGUUUUCAACAUCAACUUGAAAGACAAAUUUGUAAAAAUGAAGAUUAUUACCAUAUCUGAUUACAUUGAAAGUAAUGGAAUCCUGGAGCUACAUGAAGCAUCAUCUGUGUCUGAAGUUGGGCUUUAUCAAAAGUUCGAGGUCCCAAACAGCAUUAUCAGAAAAGCAAACAAAACUCCCAAAAUCAAUUAUCUUCACAAACAAGCAUCUGGAUCAAUAGUGUAUGGGUUGUUUAAGUUACAAAAGAAAACAGUGAAGAGGGUGAACACAAUCUAUGAAAUACAAGAUAAUACAAGAAGCAUGGAGGUAGUGGGGAAUGGAAAAUGGCACGAUAUCAAGUGUGAAGAAGGAGAUAAACUUCGACUCUACUGCUUUCAACUGAGAACAAUUGAGUAUAAGCUGAAAUUGAAGUCUGACAUUCACAGUUUCAUCAAGGUCAUUGAGACCAAGAAAAACAAGAAAGCAUCAAUGAAUUUUAAUUGA
This is a messenger RNA of Lemur catta (Ring-tailed lemur), 1227 nucleotides long. It is a transcript of the gene MNDA, whose product is annotated as myeloid cell nuclear differentiation antigen. Gene Ontology annotation, cellular component: nucleolus. The transcript is spliced from 6 exons. NCBI's taxonomy places the organism in Eukaryota, Metazoa, Chordata, Mammalia, Primates, Lemuridae. Gene Ontology annotation, biological process: activation of innate immune response; positive regulation of interleukin-1 beta production; cellular response to interferon-beta. The record is from RefSeq and is a predicted model, not a curated record. Gene Ontology annotation, molecular function: double-stranded DNA binding.